This is a messenger RNA of Drosophila albomicans, 552 nucleotides long. RefSeq lists its product as uncharacterized. The transcript has 2 exons. Bases 38 to 451 code for a protein of 137 amino acids. Lineage: Eukaryota; Metazoa; Arthropoda; Insecta; Diptera; Drosophilidae. The record is from RefSeq and is a predicted model, not a curated record.
GAAAUACAUAAUCUGUCAUUAUCAUCAGCAUCCAUCGAUGCUUUUUUGCUUUGAGCAAAAUAAAUACACCAGCUCGUUACGCUUGCUACGCAAAGAUUGUGAAAAUUCGUCUAAGCCGUCAUUUUUGUUAUUAAAUAAUACGGAUAGACAAAAUUCUACACCUAUAGUGGAUUUGAAUUCCACAAUUCCGGCGCAUGUUAGUCAGCGGAGGCCGACUAUUUCGUGCCGGAAGCUUUUUAUAUUUCUGGUCUGCCGCCUGCAGAACCAAAAAAAUGCAACAACAGUGAAGUGCAGUGCAUCUCUGGGCAGAUCACUCUUGCACCACUGUGCCGAGCCGCGCAAGGCUCUUGUACCAGAAUCGUCACUUCUCUCGUUUGCCGCUUCUAUCGUUCGCCGUCUCCACUCAGCAGCAGCAGCAUCAGCAGCAGUGCAAUGCCAGUGCCAGUGCUAGUGAAGAUGUGUAGUGCAAGUUUGUGAAUAAUAGUAUGACAAAAAUAAGUUUGUUUAAAGUUAAAAGGUCAUACAAUAGUUGUGCACAGAGGCAAUAGUAAA